UGGGGGCGGGGCCUGGGAACAAGAUGGCAGCUGAGCGCCUGGAGCCCCGGAGUCCGAGUUCAACGGCCUCAGAGCCGCGCUCCCCAGAGCCGCCGGACCUGGUGCUGGUGCCUGAUGACAGCAGCCCCGCCACACCCCCGACCGACCUCAUUGAGAUCCAGGUGGUGAAGGUGACAGACACCACGCUGGUGCCCGAGCCCCCGGAGCCAGGUUCUUUUCAUUGUGCCUUGUGCCCGGCUGCCUUUCGGCUGGUCUCGGAGCUGCUGUUCCACGAACAUGGCCACCUGGCGGGGGCCGAGGGCGGUGGGCAGGGUGCGGACCCAAGCCGGUGCCACGUGUGUGGCCACAGCUGCCCGGGCCCCGCCAGCCUGCGCGCCCACUACAGCCUGCACACUGGAGAGCGCCCCUACCGCUGCCCCCUCUGCCCCCGGGCCUUCAAGGCUCUGGCGCCCCUGCUGCGGCACCAGCACCGGCACGGGGAGGAGCCAGGGGCCUCUCAGAGGCCCUCAGAGGUGGCGGCCGCGGUUCGGGGACAGGAGCCUGGGGUGCCCCCCGAGCGGUCAGAGGUGGUGAUGGCGGCAGCGGCAGCGGGCGCAGCUGUGGGGAAGCCCUUCGCCUGCAGGUUCUGCGCCAAGCCAUUCCGCCGCUCCUCGGACAUGCGUGACCACGAGCGAGUGCACACGGGCGAGCGGCCCUACCACUGCGGAGUCUGCGGCAAGGGCUUCACGCAGUCCUCGGUGCUGAGCGGUCAUGCCCGCAUCCACACCGGCGAGCGCCCCUUCCGCUGCGCGCUCUGCGACCGCACUUUCAACAACUCCUCCAACUUCCGCAAGCACCAGCGCACCCACUUCCAUGGCCCAGGGCCUGGGCUCAGGGACUCUGGGAGCCAGCAGGCGGCGGAGACAGAGGGGCCAGGGAGUGGGUGUGGGGCAGGAAACACUCGAGAAGAGGGGUGUGGGGACGCAGCAACUGUGAAGGGGGAGGUGGAUCAGUAGGCUGGUUAACAGGGGUGGUAAGCAGCAGGUUUCAGGGGAGGGGUUGGGUGGGACAAGGAGGCAGGUAACCGAAGAGGGAAGGCUGGGGGAGAGGUGACAUCAUGAGCAGCUAGUGGGAGAGCAGCCGGACAGCCAGGGUCAUGGCUCCCACAAACCCCCACACGGCAGCUCAGGGACUAGGAGAAAGGCACGGACACAGUCCAGUGGAUGUCCAGCUAAAUGGGAGGAACACGGUCUGGGUGUCCUUUCCCUGUCUGCCUGCCCUGGGUCAUCCUUGUGCAAGACACAGCUUGCAACAACAGAGCCCGUGGCCCACACAGGGCAGAUCCAGGGUACACCACAUUGUCCCUGGGCAGCUCUUUAUCUGCUGAACCCUGAAGUGUCUUGGGGCCUAGGGUGGACUGGGGUGACAUCUUCUGCCUACCUCACUGGGUUGCACUGAACUUGGGAGACCUAGCCGCCCACCCUCAGGUAGAAGACACCAGCCAGGCCCUCCACAGAGACUGGAGUCCUACCACCUCAAAGCCAUAGGUCCCCCAGCUCACAGCCCAGAGCACUUGGGUCUCCACCAUGUGAGCCUGACUGGCCGUAAGGAUUGUGACUGCAAGAGCUGCUACCCCUGCUCCCAUAGCGAUUCCUCCUUAACCCACCAGACCUGCCUCCUCUUUCCAAGGCAACUAAAAUCCAUACCAAAAAUAGCCACCUAACAUCCCGUCCUCAAGGUUUAGUCUCACAGCCCACACCCCACACCUACAAAAAUAGCCUCAGGUUUCUCUAAUCUCCACUCCCAACCUAAAGCAAGCAGUUUACUGCCUGGCCCCAGAUUGCCCCAAGGAAGGGUCGGUGGAUGGCCAGAUGUGGGGAGUGUACCUGGCGAGUGGGGGCGAGGGGAGGACUUGGGAGCUGGAGGUGGGAAGCCUUCAGCUCCGUUCCUAUUAAAGGACUUUCUGAAGGGUGUCUCUA
Messenger RNA from Phyllostomus hastatus (greater spear-nosed bat), 1958 nucleotides. It is a transcript of the gene ZNF784, whose product is annotated as zinc finger protein 784. Gene Ontology annotation, molecular function: DNA-binding transcription repressor activity, RNA polymerase II-specific. The record is from RefSeq and is a predicted model, not a curated record. Lineage: Eukaryota; Metazoa; Chordata; Mammalia; Chiroptera; Phyllostomidae. The coding region runs from base 24 to 995 and encodes 323 amino acids. The transcript is spliced from 2 exons. Gene Ontology annotation, biological process: negative regulation of transcription by RNA polymerase II.